Theobroma umbraticum is the source of this 1499-nucleotide messenger RNA. Its product is annotated as shikimate O-hydroxycinnamoyltransferase-like. Lineage: Eukaryota; Viridiplantae; Streptophyta; Magnoliopsida; Malvales; Malvaceae. Gene Ontology annotation, molecular function: acyltransferase activity, transferring groups other than amino-acyl groups. The record is from RefSeq and is a predicted model, not a curated record.
CUUGCCUUGUUCUCAAAGUCCUUACUUCGCAAGACUAUCCUUUUUAUCCUUAAGAAUUGUCAAAUUCUUCUUGUGCUUGCUUGAGGGACGAGAGAUGGAGAUUACUACAAAGAAAUCGACCAUGGUGUAUCCUGCUGAAGAGACAUCGAAGCAUCGGCUAUGGAGCUCAAACUUAGAACUACUGAUGACACUGCAUCAUGUCCCUACGGUGUACUUCUUCAGACCAAACGGUUCUUCCAAUUUCUUUGAUGCUCAAGUGCUUAUGGAGGCUUUAAGCAAGGUUCUCGUUCCAUUCUACCCCAUGGCUGGGAGGUUGGCAAGGGAUGAAACGGGAAGAAUUGAGAUAAAUUGCAACGCGGAGGGAGCUUUAUUCAUCGAGGCUGAAACUGAUGCUGUGAUAGAUGACUUGAUUGGGGAUACCAUUCACAGUUCAGAGCUUUGGCGUUUAGUUCCCACGGUUGACUAUGCAGCAGAUAUUUCCUCGUAUGCACUCAUUUUGUCACAGGUCACAAAAUUCAAGUGUGGAGGAGUCUGUCUUGGGAUCGGAUUACAACACACUUUGGCAGACGGUCCAGCUGGGAUUCAUUUCGUCAACAGUUGGGCUGAAUUGGCACGAGGUCUUCCCCUUAGUGCCGAACCUCACAUUGAUAGGUCUCUCCUUCAAGCUCGAGACCCGCCAACUCCCACAUUUCACCAUGUUGAGUACGACCCACCUCUUUCCAUGAAUACUGAUCACGAACCCCAGUCAGAUCCUGAAACAACCGUGUCCAUCUUCAAACUCACACCCGACCAGCUCAACACCUUGAAAGACAAGGCAAACAAAGACGGUAAUGCUGGCAACUACAGCACUUACAACAGCCUGGCGGCCCAUAUAUGGCGUUGUGUGAGUAAAGCACGAUGCCUUGCGGAUGAUCAACCGACCAAGCUAUACAUUCCAAUUGACGGGCGGUCCAGAUUGCGUCCACCUCUCCCACCAGGCUAUCUCGGAAACGUAAUCUUCAUGGCUGCAACGAUUGCUCCAAACGGUGAUAUCCAAUCAGAGUCAUUUCCGGAUACCGCAAAGAGAAUCCAGACAAUAUUGAAGCGACUGGACGAUGAGUACCUAAGGUCGGCAAUCGACCACAUGGAAACAGUGCCCAACGUAAGGGCUCCGGUGCGAGGAGCCCGAGGCUUCCAAUGCCCAAAUCUGAGCAUCAACAGUUGGGUGUGGUUGCCCAUCUAUGAAGCAGAUUUCGGAUGGGGUUGUCCCAUUUGGCUAGGUGCAGCCAAAGUCUCCCAAGACGGCAAGACAUACGUCCUACCAAGCCCCGUUAAGGAUGGGAGCUUGUAUCUGGUCACAUGCUUAGACACCGCUCACAUGAAAACGUUCGGGCAGCUUCUGUACGAAAUCUAAGAACCAUAUAUUCAGUCCAACAGACGAAAAAUAAGAGGAGAAUUUCCAUAGAACCAGAGCAGCCCUACACGAAAUCUCAUAUGUACCACUUUCCUACUUUUGUUAA